AUGAGUGGCCUCAAGGCAAGUGGUAGCACUGCCGGAGAAGCCUUGAUUCGGGCUCAACAGAAGGACCCAGCAAAUGGGGCGAAGCCUUCGAAAAAAAAGCAGCAAUCGCCAUUCAAAAGCAUUAAGAACACAUUGCUGCUACGAUCACACAAACACAAGAAAUCCGGAGCAAACGCAGAGUUAGUAAGUUUGAAUCCUCCCAAGCUGCGAAGAGAUAUAGUAGGAAAGAGCGCGAGCCGUGAGAAAGCGGACCAGAAAUGCCAGCAGAGGUUUUCGGCUCAGAGAGUCACACUUUUCAAAUAUGAACAUGUUAAGGUGAUGAACUGCAACGCAAGUUCCCAGAGGAGUAAUUCCGAUUCUUCAGCGUCUACUGUGACAUCGCAAUCAACUGUACUGCGACGUUCCAGCUCGCGAGAUAAUCCGUCCUCUGGAUCCUUUAAGAGAGAAACUUGCCUCAUGUCCAAUGGUGUGCUUGAGAUUUACCAAAUAAUAACCUACAAUGUGAAGUCACCUCCACAAAAAAUGACAUACCUGUGCUUAGGGCGCAAGGGCAACAUCAUUCAUCCAAUUCUUCCAAGGCUGCAAGUAACAAGGUUAGAUUCCCCAGAAUUCAAAAUUUCAAUAUUGCUCUUCAACCCAGAGAGGUUUUGGGAAAUCGAGUUUUUGCCAUCCGGGGAGCUUGCUAAACUAAACGAUCAAAUCAUUUUUGAAUUCGAGGGCAUAAUUAGCACAAUCUGUUCUUAUAAGUCAGAAAAGAGUUUGGCUUUGGACGAAGCUCUACCGCCCCAGCAAACUCCAGGUACCCCCGAUAGCAAUGAAAGUGACUUAGAAUACUUGUUGGAAGACUCAGAUGAGUCUUUUGACGAAAACGUAUCAAUAACGGGGUCGACAUGUAAUAAGGACGAUCUUAUCCAUGACGCUUUCCAGAAAGCUAUGAAAAAUAUCGCAUACCUAGAUGCCUCUGAAAAAGGGCGCGGCAUCGAAAACAAAAGAUUCAGUUCUUACCCAACCUCUUCAAUUCCCUCUAGACUGCAAUAUAGGUCACCCAUAGUCCGGUCAACUUCGUUUCCUUUGAGACUUCAUUCGAAUAAUAAUGAUAUCGUCAACUUUAAUAUCCUUCGUGGAAGCUGGAUGGACAUCAGUCUCGAUGACUUAAGGGAUAAAUAG
Molecule: messenger RNA, 1167 nt
Organism: Lachancea thermotolerans CBS 6340
Lineage: Eukaryota; Fungi; Ascomycota; Saccharomycetes; Saccharomycetales; Saccharomycetaceae
Gene: INP1
Product: Inp1p
Exons: 1
Coding region: 1-1167 (388 amino acids)
Biological process (GO): peroxisome inheritance
Cellular component (GO): extrinsic component of intraperoxisomal membrane
Source: RefSeq, a predicted model, not a curated record